This is a messenger RNA of Trypanosoma grayi, 1533 nucleotides long. RefSeq names its product mitochondrial DEAD box protein. The record is from RefSeq and is a predicted model, not a curated record. Lineage: Eukaryota; Euglenozoa; Kinetoplastea; Trypanosomatida; Trypanosomatidae. The transcript has a single exon. Gene Ontology annotation, molecular function: ATP binding; nucleic acid binding. Bases 1 to 1533 code for a protein of 510 amino acids.
AUGUGCUUGGUGGAACAUAUCGGUGCAUCGUCCUGUGCGAGCUAUGAUGAAGACGAAUGGGAUCCCCUUGAGACACCUUCUAUUCCUCACAGAGGCAGUACUUCCUCUCCGCGAGGAAAUAUUCCGCCUUUUGUAAAAGACGUUCACUCCGCCGGAGUUUUAUUUCCUGCUUCUAAAACUGCAACACCGAAAGUUUCUGUUGUUGAUUCGCGCGGAAAUGCAGUUUCGGUGGCAUCUGUUGAAUGUUUUUCAGCGUUGACAGAUGCGCCUCAAUGGCUCUCAGAAGGGCUUAAGUCAUUAGCCUUUCCAACCACGACUCCAAUUCAGUCAUACACCAUUCCAGUUCUUGCGGAGGGCCACGAUGUGAUUGGUCUUGCCCCAACCGGCUCAGGGAAAACAGUAGCCUUUGCGGUGCCUGCGUUGAAGCGAUUCCAACCGAGUCCUGCUGGUCUUCCAACGAUAGUGGUUCUCGCUCCAACCAGAGAGCUUGUGCAGCAAACGGCAAAAGUGUUUCAACAACUGAGUUCUGGUAGUGUUCGUGUUUGUGAAGCGUAUGGCGGGGCUCCACGAGAGGUUCAAGCCCGACGGUUACACAAGGGAUGUGAUGUGCUCAUAGCUUGCCCUGGCCGCUUAAAAGAUUUUCUCCAGAACGGGGAUGUGACACUUGACCACAUGUCUUUCCUGGUGUUUGAUGAGGCAGACAGACUUCUUGACAUGGGAUUUAAGGUUCAAUUAGAUGAGAUUUUGGGUUAUGCUGACCCUUCUCGUCCUGUUCAAACAAUGAUGUGGUCAGCCACAUGGCCAAAAGCGGUAGAGGAGCUGGCGCGUGAUUACCUUUCACAAAACCGUUAUACAAUUCGUGCAGGAACAGCUGGCAUAGGUUUGCAAGUGAAUGAAAAUAUCAAACAACAUGUCUUCUUUGCAGAUCACCCACAACAAAAGAUGGAGACCCUCGUAUCAUUAAUAGAAAAGGGAACCAUUGAUGAGAACACAGCAAAGAUGAUGAUUUUUGUGGAACGCCAAACAGAUACAGAAAAUGCGGCUCACAUGCUUGCACGAAUGCUGGGUAUACAUUCCAGAAAUGUCGGUGUUAUUCACGGCGGUAUGCAACAGCGUCAGCGAGAUUAUAUUAUGAAUGACUUCAAACAUAGUCGCACGCGGAUACUUGUAGCGACAGAUGUUGCGUCUCGCGGGAUCGAUUUCCCCGACGUAACAUGCGUAGUGAACUUUAUUGCACCAAAAAAUAUUGACAGUUACUGCCAUAGAAUCGGGCGCACCGGAAGGGCUGGCCGCACGGGGGACUCCUUCACAUUUAUUGGGCGUUCAGAUGGGUCUUUAGCAAAGGAGCUUGUAGGUUACCUAGAGAUGUGUAAAAUGCAUGUCCCAAAACAGCUUGUAGAUGUCGCUGAGCAGUAUACCCAGGCUGAGGAGGAGCGUCGCACGAGACGGACCUGGGGUGGCCGGUCUAAACGAGGUAACAGUCGUUGGAAGUCAGAUAACGACAGCCGCUCAUAUCGCGACAGUGGCUGGUAG